AUGAAUACAGCUGCAACCAUUCAAGAUUCAGAUCAACAACAAUCGUUGUUCAAUGUCUACCCAACAAAACAACAACAACAACAACAGAAAACAACUUCGUCUACUGAAAGAGUGAUUUCUGCUUGUGCAGGGGCUGUAGCUACUAUGCUUUUCGUGAAUCCAUUUGAUCUUGUCAAAACAAGACUUCAAGAAGUGGCCAAAAUGCCCAACUUGGAAGGACAAUAUUUGGGAACAAUGGAUGGACUGACUAAAAUUGUACGAAACGAAGGAACGUUUGCUUUAUGGAAAGGAUUAUCACCGGGAUUAUUAAUGGCUAUUCCAUCCACUUCAAUAUAUUAUGUUGGAUACGAUUAUAUUCGGGAUCAUACUAGAUCUAGGUUUCAAGGGACUGCCAUGGAUACUUAUGCUCCUUUAUGGAUUGGUGGAUUGGCAAGAACAGUAACUGCCGCUGUAAUCUCUCCUAUGGAAUUAUUUCGUACUCGACUUCAAUCAGCUGAAGGUGCUGGUGGAUUUAAAGAUGCUUUGACAGGUGUACGACUAAUGGUUCAAAAUGAAGGUAUUCUAUCAUUGUGGCGAGGUUUGGUCCCAACCAUGUUAAGAGAUGUUCCUUUCUCGGCUAUUUAUUGGAUGAUGUAUGAAGAACUUAAACGCGAUCUACACGCUGAUCAUCAAAAAACACAUCUGCAACAAUUCCAAUUCUCGUUUUUGGCUGGCGCUACUUCUGGAACAGUGGCAGCAGUAGUGACGACACCCUUUGAUGUAGUCAAGACAAGACGGCAAGUCAGCUCCAAUAAAGAACGACAUCUUUUACGAUUAAUUCAAAACCUAGCUGUCACUGAAGGUAUUCCUGGAUUCUUUAGAGGUAAGCAAAGAGAAAUAAAAAAAGGAAGAGGACAUUACCGUGUUGUAUAUACUAAUUCGUAUUUUAUUAAUAGGGGUUAUUCCUAG
Messenger RNA from Halteromyces radiatus, 948 nucleotides. RefSeq names its product mitochondrial carrier domain-containing protein. The transcript has 5 exons. The record is from RefSeq and is a predicted model, not a curated record. Bases 1 to 948 code for a protein of 315 amino acids. Lineage: Eukaryota; Fungi; Mucoromycota; Mucoromycetes; Mucorales; Cunninghamellaceae. Gene Ontology annotation, biological process: mitochondrial transmembrane transport.